AUGCACGACACCAAUGGCUAUCAUUCAUCAGAACAAGAGCCACAUGUCAACGGUCAUCAUGUCAAAGGCGAAGAUAACCUCGAUACCCCUCCGCCGCGAGAUACUCCCUUGGACAAUGGAAUCGACGGUCGAACCAAAGUUGAGGAGUCCGAGACGCCGCCAGCCAAGAGACGGAAGCUUGCAGAUACCAAUGGGUCCAUCAAACUGCCGCGACCAAUCUCGCCGCCGUGGAAGAGAGUUGCUGCCGAAGGCCCUACCUCCUUCACUCUUGAUGGCCGAAGAAAAUCUGGACGGACAAACGCCGUACCUCUGGAAUUGCAGCCACAGUCAAAGACCAGGCAGACCCGAGCCGCCUUCGGUAAAGCCGCCGGCGACCAAAAAUCGCAGAAGCCUACUUACAGCGUCAGUCAAAGGAAGCAAACAGCAACCCAGCAACCGAGUAUCAAGACCACUCCAGCGUCGGCUUCUACUAAGCGCGUCGUAACGCCCAAGAAUAAUAAAGAAUCACAUCAUGCGCCACGAGCGCGCUCCAAAUCGCAUCAGAGAUCGCGGUCAAAGUCUGGCAGCAUGCCAUCUAAGACCUCAAAAGUGGCAGAGUUGGAGGCUCAGCUCGCAGCACUGAAGAAUGCUCGCCGCACGAUGACUAAUGGUCAUGAUCAAGAGUCAACCGACGAGAGCUCCGAGGAAUCAGACGACUCAGCGGCCUCAGUACAGCACUCAUCCACACCACUGCAUCUUCGGAAGGUCAAUUUCCGCGUCCAUCUGCCCAAGCCAACGAUCGUUACACCUGCGAACAUACCGACGGGCAAGAAAUAUGUUACGUUUGAGGAGUUCCUAGCGAAGGACGACACAGAGUACCGCUUGGGCGUGGACGUCUUGUCAACGGAACAGAUACAAAGGGAAGCGGCGAUGCGCAAUAGAGUAUAUCAAGCGCGAAAGCGAGGGGGCGUGCUACAUGGAAAUACAUCUCGUGCAUCCAUCAACGCCAGCAAGCCCAUCAAUUUUGAUCAUCAAUACUCUCAUCGCGACCACCUCAACGUACAUGCCGGCUAUUUCUACAAGUUGAUGGUCAGCGAGCACCGAACACACAAGAAGCAGGCGGAGAUCAUCGCACAUGAAGCCAAACGCUACGUCGAGGCAAAAGCUCUUCAGAACAGGGUCAAGACGGUCGAGGAGCUUGAGCAUGAAGCUUUCCUUGUGCGCCGUGCGGCGUAUCGGACUGUUGUCAAAGACGUCGAUAAGCUAUGGGCUGCUGUUCUGGAUGAAGUUGAAGCUAUGCGUCGCAAAGAAUACGAAGAUGAAAAGCAGGCCGAGAACAAGCGUCACCUCGAACGAGUCCUGGAUCGUACAACCCAAAUGCUGGCCGCCGACGCAGAAGACUCAAUCUUAGAUAGCGCCGAUGCCACUGACGAGGACUCUGAGAAUGACGAUGGCAUUGACGGUAGCGACGAUGGAAGCGACAACAGUGAGCAAAUGUCGGAUUCAACCUCUGACUCGAGCAGCCAUGCUGCGCCUGAGGACAACGAUGCAGAUCUGAGUGUGGAACAGCUUCGAGCGAAAUAUGAGAACCUACCGGAUCUGGAGAAAUCCAUGGAUGCUGAUGUAGACAUGGACUCCAAUCCUGCAAGCCCUGCCGUUGAUGACGAUGAGAGCGAUCCCGAGACGGAAAUGGACAGCGAAUUCGACUCUGACGGAAGCGAGGACGAUGAUGAGGAAUCGGGCUCGGAUGCGGAAGAAGCAGAGGAGGACAGCCGUGGCUUGCUUGGUCUGUUCUUCUCCAAGAAAGAGCUGAAGGAAGCUGCUGCUGACGAAGAGCCCUCCACGCCUACCGUCGGGGAUGAUGAGGCUAAGGAUACCUCUGAGCAAGCGACUCGUUCUUCUCCACUGAUAGAAGAGUUGCCUACGGAUGCCGACACUCCGAUGCAGGAAGCUGUGAACGGUGCAGGGGACGACGAGACUAUGGGACGCGCCACUGAAGAUGCCGAGCCCACACAAGAUCGUUCUGAAACACAGCAAGCCGUUGCCAAGGCUGAAAUUGCGAUGACGCCAGACCGUCAGAUCGGUGAGAGUCCUAGUAGCGCAGCGUCACCACAAACUUCAGUCACCGGCAAAGCCUCGGCUCCAGAGUCGAUGUCUUCAGUCGAGCCACCAGUGGACCCACUGCCACAAGAGGCCAACGAGGACAAGACUUCCAGCAUCAAGACGCCGGUGCCUAAGCUGCUACGUGGUGUGUUGCGAACCUACCAACAUGAAGGCCUGGACUGGAUGGCCACAUUGUACGCCAACGGACGAAGCGGGAUACUUGCUGAUGAGAUGGGCCUCGGAAAGACCAUUCAGAGCAUUGCCUUACUAGCUCACCUGGCGGAAGUUCACGAAGUUUGGGGACCUCACCUAAUCGUUGUGCCAACCAGCGUGAUGCUGAAUUGGGAGAUGGAGUUCAAAAAGUUCUUGCCUGGCUUCAAAAUUUUGACCUACUAUGGCUCAAUCGAGGAACGGAAAAACAAGCGCCGCGGCUGGCUGGAUGAGAACAGCUUCAACGUCUGCAUCACGUCGUAUCAGCUGGUCUUGCAAGAUCAAGCUUCCUUCAAGAGACGAGCAUGGCAGUACAUGAUUCUGGAUGAAGCCCACAACAUCAAGAACUUCCGUUCAGAUCGAUGGCAGACUAUGAUGACGUUCAACACCCAGGCUCGACUAUUGCUCACCGGCACGCCUCUUCAGAACAAUUUAACAGAACUUUGGUCAUUGUUGUUCUUCUUGCACUAUGGCCAAGAAACGAAUGACCAGGAUGAUGCAUUUGCUGGCCUGAAGGAAUGGUCUGAAUGGUUCAAGAAACCCGUCGAAUCGAUCAUGGAGCAGAACAAGCAAGUUCUAGAUGCAGAAGACAAGGAACAGGUGUCAAAGCUUCACAAAGUCAUCCGUCCGUUUCUGCUGCGUCGUCUGAAAGCCGACGUGGAAAAGCAGAUGCCCCUGAAGUACGAACACGUUGAGCUUUGUCGGCUCUCAAAACGCCAGCGUCAGCUCUACGAUGGCUUCAUGUCAAGAGCGCAAACCAAAGAGACGCUUGCUUCUGGCAACUACUUGUCGAUCAUCAAUGCCCUUAUGCAGCUACGGAAGGUGUGCAACCAUCCCGAUCUGUUCGAGACACGACCGAUCAACACGUCUUUCGCAAUGUCAAAGUCGGUUGCUUCCGAUUUCGACAUCCAGAACCUUUUGAUCCAACGAAGGACGCAGAAAGCUAUGGCUGACAAAGUCAAUCUCGACUUCUUGCAGCUCGUGCCCAUAUGCCGUGAGAACCUUUCGUAUAUCGACUACCACGAAUCUACAGGACAUCAUGCCUUCCACCAGAUCAAGAGCCUGCGCGACAAACAAAAUCGACGAAUCGACCAUCAGGGUAUAUGGUCCGGCGAGAGUAGGUUGAGUGUUCUGCAAUCACUCGACAAUGUCAAGAAGCAAGCUCGCUAUAGACAGCUUGAUCAGCUCAUGUACCAAGAAGCAUAUCGGCAUCAUGCUCAUCCGGUCUAUGGACGCGGACUUAUCGAGAAACUCACAUGCGAGACGACUUACGACAAAUUGGCCCAUCUAUCGAGCGAUAGAAUCAUGACGAAGUUCUGGGAGCGCGAGAUCCCGGUUGAGUCGCUGCAACUCGUACAAUCGAUCGACAAUCGUUCACGGGCCAUGCAGCCGCUCGUGGAGAAGUACGCUUGUAUCACUCCGGCAGCUGUGGCCAAUGACAUGAGCUCUCUGGCGGUCACUGACGCAGGCGCUGUGGCAUUGCGACAAACGCCCGCUGCUCAGGGUUCAGAUCCGUUUCAUGAAGCCCGGAUGAAGCUGUCGAUUGCCUUUCCCGACAAGAGGUUGCUGCAGUACGAUUGUGGGAAGUUGCAGCGACUGGACCAGCUCCUGCGCAAGCUACAAGCCGGCGGACAUAGGGCACUGAUCUUUACGCAGAUGACAAAGGUUCUCGACAUCCUGGAGCAGUUCCUCAAUAUCCACGGACAUCGGUACCUGCGACUCGACGGCGCGACAAAGAUCGAGCAGCGACAAUUGUUGACUGAACGCUUCAACAACGACAAACGCAUCCUGGCUUUCAUUCUCUCCUCGCGAUCUGGUGGGCUCGGCAUCAAUCUGACCGGUGCAGACACGGUCAUCUUCUACGACUUGGACUGGAAUCCGGCCAUGGAUAAGCAGUGUACUGAUCGUGCUCAUCGAAUUGGCCAGACUCGUGAUGUACACAUCUACAGAUUCGUCUCUGAGCACACCAUUGAGUCCAAUAUUCUGCGCAAAGCAAAUCAGAAGCAGCUUCUGGAUGAUGUGGUCAUUCAAGAGGGUGAUUUUACGACAGACUAUUUGAACAAAACCACUUAUCGGGACAUGCUCGAUGACGCCCCUGACGAUGAUGAUGUCGCCGGAGCAGCCAUGGAUCGUGUGCUUGGCAACGAUCGGACGAAUGCUACAGCAUUCGAGCAAGCAGAGGAGAGAGAGGACAUCGUCGCCGCGAAAGAAGCCGCCAAAGAAGAUCAACAUGCCGACGACGGCGACUUCGAGGAGAAAGCUGCGGCGACAGAGGCCUCCAGCAAAGCUCAGACUCCUGGUCCAGGUGCUGAAGUUAACGACGACGAGGCCGAGCAUCAUAUCGACAAUUACAUGAUCAAGCUCCAGAGAUUCUUGCUGAGAGAUGUGCCUCUUGCACCACCGAAGGAUAGGAGCAAGAAGGGGAAGCGGUAUAGGGAUGAGCAUCGCGUUAGACGGCGAUGA
Messenger RNA from Cyphellophora attinorum, 4755 nucleotides. RefSeq names its product Helicase swr1. The transcript has 2 exons. Gene Ontology annotation, molecular function: ATP-dependent chromatin remodeler activity; ATP binding; histone binding. Gene Ontology annotation, cellular component: Swr1 complex. The record is from RefSeq and is a predicted model, not a curated record. The coding region runs from base 1 to 4755 and encodes 1584 amino acids. Lineage: Eukaryota; Fungi; Ascomycota; Eurotiomycetes; Chaetothyriales; Cyphellophoraceae.